UUCGCUGCUUUAUGGCCAGAGUUGCUUACACUGGGAAGGAAGGGACAUUCACUGCUUUCCAUGGCUUCCUCCACAUUUCUAACGUUUCCUCCGUGUCUUCUUUUCUGCAUCGUCUCGCUUCACGUUUCGGGGAAGAUCGUCCUUGAAGAUGGCUAUACGGUGACCACCGUCUUCGACGGUAACAAGCUCCAAGUCAACCCUCAUGCGGUGCUUCAGCUUCCCGGCUCGUCCGAUCUUCUUAUCCUAGAUACUUUCAACAGUGCUUUCUAUACCGUACAGUUUCCCAUAUCUCAAGAUAGUGUUGUCAAAAGGUUUUCUGGCUCUGGACAGGGAUUUUCGGACGGUGAUGUAGGUUCUGCUCAAUUUAGGAAACCCAAUAGCUUCGCUGCUGAUUUAAAUGGGAACGUGUAUGUUGCUGAUAGGUCCAACCACGCUAUCAGAAAAAUUAGCCGCUCUGGUGUAACCACAAUUGCGGGGGGUAUUUCACAUAAGGAAGGUAAAGAGGAUGGGCCAGCACAAAAUGCAACAUUUUCAAAUGAUUUUGAGCUAGCAUUUGUUCCUAGCGGAUGCCUUUUACUGGUUUCUGAUCAUGGCAAUCAGUUAGUUCGCCAGAUUAAUUUGAAGAAGGGAGACUGCACCCCUCCUCAAUCAGGGCUUGGUGCUGUUCCUGCUUGGGCUCUGGGUCUGGGAUUUGGACUCCUAUUCCUGGGUGUAAUAUAUUUUGUUGCAGUCCGCCCUUGUAUCAAUUCUCGCAAAGGCUCCAGGGCCAUCUUGAACACCGCGACAUGGAAGCGCUGCCUAAUCAAUCUGGGGAAGAUAGUAGUGAUACACUGCUUCGCCGUAAAAAGCGCGAGUGUUAGCAGCAUUAUCUCUUCAUUAGUCAGCUUCUUGAAGAAACUUUGGAGUUUGAGUGUCUCUCAUCUGUUUCUUAUGUUUAGAAUAAACAGAGUAGCUUCUCCUAGACCUUGCAAUGAACACCGGCCUCUGAUAGAUUUAGAUUCCUGCAGUUGUGAGGUAACAGAGCCAAGCAAGUAUGAAGAUCAAUUGAGAGACUUGGUUAGCGCAGACUGUGCUGGAGCUGAUAACCUUAAAAUGGAUGAUGACGUGGGCUUUGCAGAGACACCAAAAGAUAGAGUUUUGCUGCAAGGAUCGUCUGUGUGUAACUAUGGUUUGGUGAAGAGGAAAUGAAGGUUGUUUUUAAGUCAACUCUAGUCUUGUAUUAUGUAACUUGUUUGCAUUAACUUGCUGCCUCGGACCUUUAGCUCAGAAUUCUGCCAGUUGGAUGCUUUCACUUCUCUUGAAUUUAGUCUCGUGUUGAAUGAGUCUAUAAGUUAAGCUUUGAUUUAAGAAUACUUUUUAAACUAA
Molecule: messenger RNA, 1365 nt
Organism: Prosopis cineraria
Lineage: Eukaryota; Viridiplantae; Streptophyta; Magnoliopsida; Fabales; Fabaceae
Exons: 6
Coding region: 61-1188 (375 amino acids)
Molecular function (GO): protein binding
Source: RefSeq, a predicted model, not a curated record